AUGCGCACUCGAUCAACUACCAAGAUAGCGAGUUUAGGUUCUAACUCGUCCAAAAGAAAGCACAAUGCAUCCGAUGGCACAUCUUCCGACGAUUCGAAAGCCAACGUCAAGCGCAAAACGCCUCGGAAGUCUUCAAUCAUUACCAAGAAGGCCACCGAUAACAAAGUAACCAAGUCUAUCAAUAAGGCGAACGAGACAGAGCUCGCUGACUUGAAAAUCAAACCUGCUGGAGAGAAAAUGCUCAGCUCACCGCCUUCGGCCAACAAACUCUCAGAGAGGAAAUUCGCCGCCUGGUCUCAACAUGCACAGUCAUCUCCAUACCCCGACUUCCUCCGGCCAACCCAGGAGGAAUGUCAGGUCGCUUAUGAGAUUCUGGAAGGGCUUCACGGAGAUGUAAUUCGGCAAGUCUUUGCAGAUCCUGAUGCGCCGGCCCAGGAGUAUCCAUAUGUGCUGGAUGCCCUGGUGGUAGCUGCCCUCAGCCAAGCGACCAGUUGGAACAAUGCCAAGCGUGCCAUGAAGAACAUGAAGGCAGUGUACAGGUCUCCAUUCAACUACGAGGCAAUUGUGGAGGGCGGUAUGGAGAAGUUGGUGGAUGCGCUGCGACCCGGCGGGAUGCAGAACAAGAAAGCUAAGAUCCUCAUGCAGCUAUUGGACGAUGUCAAGACUCGUCAUGGCAAGUGGGAUCUUCAGCACCUCUUCAACGCAAGCGAUGAAGAAGUUGUCAAGGAAGUGGUCAGCUACUGGGGUCUCGGACCAAAGUGCGCGUUCUGUUUGAUGAGCAUCUGUCUGAACCGGGAUGCCUUUGCUGUGGACACCCACAUUUACCGCAUCACAGGUCUCUGGGGUUGGCGGCCACGUGAUGCGUCAAGGGAGCUGGCGCAGGCUCAUCUAGAUGCUCGAAUACCGAAUGAGCUGAAAUUUGGGUUACACUAUCAGUUUAUUGUACACGGCCAGAAGUGUCCUGUCUGUCGAGGCAACGGGGAUAGCAAAGCCGUGUGUGAGUACCGAGUGCUACUGCGUCAACGUGGAGGAACCAAGGAUGAUAGGACAGAAUCGUAG
Colletotrichum scovillei is the source of this 1059-nucleotide messenger RNA. RefSeq names its product base excision DNA repair protein. Lineage: Eukaryota; Fungi; Ascomycota; Sordariomycetes; Glomerellales; Glomerellaceae. The transcript has a single exon. Gene Ontology annotation, biological process: base-excision repair. Bases 1 to 1059 code for a protein of 352 amino acids. Gene Ontology annotation, molecular function: catalytic activity. The record is from RefSeq and is a predicted model, not a curated record.